Molecule: messenger RNA, 1497 nt
Organism: Aspergillus wentii DTO 134E9
Lineage: Eukaryota; Fungi; Ascomycota; Eurotiomycetes; Eurotiales; Aspergillaceae
Exons: 3
Coding region: 1-1497 (498 amino acids)
Molecular function (GO): oxidoreductase activity, acting on the aldehyde or oxo group of donors, NAD or NADP as acceptor
Source: RefSeq, a predicted model, not a curated record
AUGUCUGAUCUCACAGUCCAGCUCACAGCCCCCAACGGCCGUACCUACGCCCAGCCGCUGGGUCUGUUUAUCAACAACGAAUUUGUGGCUUCGAAAUCGGGCAAGAGGAUCGACUCGAUUAACCCAAGCGAUGAAUCGGUCAUCGCAUCAGUCUACGCCGCCGGUCCUGAAGAUGUCGAUAUCGCCGUCCAAGCCGCGCGCAACGCACUAAACAGCCCUGAAUGGGAGGAUCUCCCACCCACCGAAAGAGGGCAGAUGAUGACCCGUCUGGCCGAUAUGAUGGAAGAGAAUAAGGAGCUUUUCGCUACCAUCGACGCAUGGGAUAAUGGUAAACCAUACAGCGAAGCGCUUGAAGGCGACCUCCCGGAAGCGAUAGGCACCAUCCGCUACUACGCCGGCUGGGCGGACAAAACAUUCGGACAGACCAUCAACACCACCUCGGCCAAGUUCGCCUACACAAUCCGCCAGCCGAUCGGCGUCGUCGGUCAGAUUAUUCCGUGGAAUUACCCGCUGUCGAUGGCGGCGUGGAAACUUGGUCCGGCGAUCGCGUGUGGUAAUACGGUUGUGUUGAAGGCUGCGGAGCAGACACCUCUGAGUGUUCUUGUUUUGGGAACUUUGAUUCGGCAGAUUUUCCCACCGGGCGUGAUUAACAUCAUCAAUGGACUGGGACAAGACGCGGGCUCGGCGCUGGUCCAGCACGCGGAUGUUGACAAGGUCGCAUUCACUGGCUCGACCGCUACAGCGAGGAAGAUCAUGCAGAUGGCCAGCGCUACAUUGAAGAACAUCACCCUCGAGACAGGAGGCAAGUCGCCGCUGAUCGUCUUCGGUGACGCACGAACAGAUCUAGCUGUGAAAUGGGCGCAUAUCGGCAUCAUGUCGAACAAGGGCGAGAUCUGCACCGCGACAUCGCGCAUCUUCGUUGAAGAAUCCGUUUACGACGAUUUCCUGGCACAGUUUAAAUCUCUCACAGAGAGCAGCACCGUCGGCGAUCCCUUCGAAAGCGCAACCUUCCAAGGACCACAAGUCUCACAAGCCCAAUUCAACCGCGUACUGGCAUACAUCGAGCAGGGGAAGAAAGAAGGCGCCACGGUGCUGACAGGCGGCCAGGCACAGAAGAAAGACGGCAAGGGAUUCUUCAUCGCGCCCACCAUCUUCACAGACGUCACGCCCGACAUGACCAUCUACAAAGAGGAAAUCUUCGGCCCGGUCGCUGUGGUGGUCAAAUUCAAGGCCGAGAAAGACGCGCUCCAGAUGGCGAAUGAUACAACAUAUGGCCUUGGCGCUGCUGUCUUUACCGAGAAUCUCGUCAGGGGACACCGGAUGGCGAGGAAGAUCGAGUCAGGUAUGGUUUGGAUCAACAGCAGUCAGGAUUGCGAUUUCCGGGUUCCUUUUGGUGGUGUUAAGCAGAGCGGGAUUGGGAGGGAGUUGGGAGAGGCUGGGUUGGAGGGAUAUUCGCAGAUCAAGGCUGUGCAUGUGAACAUGGAUCCUGAUGCUUAA